Molecule: messenger RNA, 603 nt
Organism: Nicotiana tabacum (common tobacco)
Lineage: Eukaryota; Viridiplantae; Streptophyta; Magnoliopsida; Solanales; Solanaceae
Source: RefSeq, a predicted model, not a curated record
AUGGCAGACCCCAAGGAAGAAUUGAGGGAGGAAAGUACUAGGGUUGGAGUAGAAGCACCAGAGGUACUUGGACAAAAACUAGGUCCUUUUGCUACUGGUGAGGGGGACUUGGGUGAAGAAGAGAUUGCAUUAGAAGUUGAUGAGGAAGAUACUGAUCAGGUAGGAGAGAAAGAAGUGAGGAAAGAAAGUAGUACCAGUAGUGAUGAUAAAGCACUGGAAAAUCUGAUUGCCAGAAUGAAAGAGAAGAGACGGGAUGAGGCAAAAACCACCUCUAGGAGGGUGAAAGCUAUAGCCAAGAAGGUUGUGUUGCCUCUAGAGUCUGUUACUCUUGAAGGUAGAACUCCUAAUACUAGAGGAAAAAGUAAGACUUCACUUGAGAAGACUUUUGAUGAGAGUAAGAAGAAGAAGAAAAGUAGUCAUAAGUUCAGACUAGUAGAUAAGUCUGAUGUGGAGGAGGUUGAUCUAGUGAGUGAGGUAGAGUAUAAGAAGAAGAAGAAGAAGAAGAAUAGGAGGAGGAAGUCCCUCUUCAGAAAAAAGGAAAGAAAAAGGCUGAAUCUUCUUCAUCCACUACAAGGAGAGGUCUUCCAGAAAAAGAAAAUAUGA